CAUUUUUGUUGCUGGUGAAAAACGAGAAAGUAACACCGUAAUCAAAUUUCAUCAAUUUUUGUAAUAUAUUUCUGAUAUAAUAACAGUUUCGUCGUUUUCAACGAUAAGAUGCCAGCACUAGAUGAGAUCAAGUCCUCCUGGGCGGAUGAGGUGGAAUUGGAUUCCGGUUCGCUGCCUCCGCCGACGGAAAUUAUCGAAAAUAAUCAGAAAAUCGUUACGGAGUACAAGUACAAUAAGGAUAACAAAAAGGUGAAGGUUGUCCGGACGUACAUGAUCACCCGGCUGGUCGUGCCGAAGAGUGUGGCCAAGCGGAAGGCGUGGGCCAAGUUUGGCGAUUCGGCUAGCGAUGCACCGGGACCGAAUCCCCAGACGACGAUGGUUUCGGAAGAUAUAUACAUGCAGUUUGUGAAUAACAAGGAAGAGGAACAGAAGCCCGAUAAUGCACUGGAUGCGAUUAAGAACGUUGCCAAGUGUCGUAUUUGCGAGGGUGAACAUUGGUCGGUGCAUUGCCCGUACAAGGGAACCCCGAUGGAGACGGGUAAAGCUAAGCAGCCUGCGGCUGCGGAGCCACCGACUACCGGUGCCCCAUCGGUUAAGAGUGGUAAGUACGUACCGCCGAGCAUGCGCGACAGUCAGAAGGCCGGUUUGGGAGCGAAUCUGCGAGGCCGCGACGACACGACCGCCAUUCGUAUCUCCAACCUGUCGGAAGCGAUGACCGAAGCCGAUCUGGAAGAGCUGGUCAAGAAGAUUGGACCGCACAGUAAGAUGUUUUUGGCCCGCGAUAAGAACACCGGCCUGUGCAAGGGAUUCGCCUACGUACACUUCAAAUCCCGCCGUGACGCUGCGACCGCCAUCGAGCUGCUGAACGGGCACGGUUACGACCAUCUGAUAUUGAACGUCGAAUGGUCCAAGCCGCAGAAUCCGCAGUAAGCCGAAAGCCGCGUUCGUAACACAGGUCUGUUGUAAGUUUAUUGGAAAAAAUGCUUAUCUUUAGUUUACCGGAUGGUAGGCUGGAUUAAAACUGUUCUUAAGCCACCCAGAUUAAACAUGUUUUGAAAACGAAAUGGAAUAAAAUCAACAUUGGCUC
This is a messenger RNA of Sabethes cyaneus, 1087 nucleotides long. RefSeq names its product eukaryotic translation initiation factor 3 subunit G (gene eIF3g1). The record is from RefSeq and is a predicted model, not a curated record. Gene Ontology annotation, molecular function: RNA binding; translation initiation factor activity. Lineage: Eukaryota; Metazoa; Arthropoda; Insecta; Diptera; Culicidae. The transcript has 3 exons. Gene Ontology annotation, cellular component: eukaryotic translation initiation factor 3 complex; cytoplasm. The coding region runs from base 109 to 930 and encodes 273 amino acids.